AUGUCGAACUGUACUAGUAUACAAGACAGUAUGUUCGAGACAAUUGACCUGACAGCGGUUCGGGUCGUGUUUUGCGUGCUUUACUGCUUGGUAUGGGUAGCAGCCAUCGUCGGUAACACACUUGUUCUCUACGUGGUCUCGUUCAAUCAGGUGUCACUAUCAGUACGUAGCGUGUUCAUCGGAUGUUUGGCCGUGUCCGAUAUGUUGAUGUCGCUCACUUCUCUUCCAUGGACAGCGGUCACCAUUUUCACCAGAGAAUGGAUAUUUCCUGCACCGAUCUGCAAGCUGAUUGGUGUAUUCCAGGGAGGCAGCAUAUUCGUGUCAAGUUUCACGCUCACUGUCAUCGCAUUGGAUCGAUGUCUGUUGAUUCUGAAGCCGAACAAGGAGAUGAUCGGCUACAAUCGAGCAGUGGCGAUCGUUGUGGCCAUUUGGGUCUGUGGGUAUGCGCUUGCCUUACCUGUCGGCAUAUUCUCAAGAGCUGUCAGUUACGACGAACUUUGCGGUGUUUUCUGUGAAGAAAUCUGGCCAGAUGCGAUGGAAUCAGGCCGGUCUGCGGGUCGUCGGCUCUACGGUCUUUCAGUACUGCUGUCACAGUUUGGUGUUCCGGCUUUGAUAUCAUCCGUGUGCUACUGGCUUAUCAGUCAAGUGAUGUCGUCACAAUUGGAACGACGUCGAGGUCACACACUCCUCAAAGAGUCUGAGGAGAAGCUCGUGAAUAGAAAAGCUCGCGCUAAU
This is a messenger RNA of Ostertagia ostertagi, 735 nucleotides long. The record is from the annotation of a GenBank genome assembly. NCBI's taxonomy places the organism in Eukaryota, Metazoa, Nematoda, Chromadorea, Rhabditida, Trichostrongylidae.